UCAAAAUAUAUAUACAAAUACAGCCCUCUCAAUUUCCCCAUCUCUAUACUUUGAUUCAGCUUCAGCUUUCUCCGUCCGCCAUGGCUACUGCUGCUCUGUCAGUAGCCAAACCGUCUCUCCAGGCUAAUGGAAAGGGAGGAUUUGGAGAAUUCUCGGGCCUCCGCAACUCGUCGACCUGCCUUCCCUUCGGAAGGAGAACCUCCGAUGACUUCCUCUCCGUCAUUGCCUUCCAGACCUCUGCCGUGGGAAUCAGCGGAGGAUACAAGAAGGGGAUUGUGGAAGCAAAGCUUAAGGUAGCCAUCAAUGGGUUUGGAAGGAUUGGCAGGAACUUCUUGAGGUGCUGGCAUGGGCGCAAGGACUCCCCACUCGAUGUCGUUGCCAUCAACGACACUGGAGGUGUCAAGCAAGCUUCUCACCUUCUCAAGUACGACUCCACGCUCGGCAUUUUCGAUGCUGAUGUCAAACCUAUUGGAGAUGAUGCCAUUUCAGUCGAUGGCAAGGUAAUCAAGGUCGUCUCCAGCCGCAAUCCUAGCCUUCUUCCCUGGAAGGACUUGGAAAUUGACUUGGUGAUAGAAGGAACUGGUGUGUUCGUUGAUAGAGAGGGUGCAGGGAAGCACAUCGAGGCUGGAGCAAAGAAGGUCCUAAUUACGGCACCUGGGAAGGGUGACAUUCCCACCUACGUUGUCGGGGUUAACGCUGACGGUUACAGCCCAGACGAGCCUAUAAUCAGCAAUGCCUCUUGCACCACCAACUGCCUAGCUCCUUUCGUCAAAGUCCUCGACCAGAAGUUCGGUAUCAUCAAGGGAACCAUGACUACCACUCACUCUUACACUGGUGACCAGAGGCUACUCGAUGCCAGCCACCGUGACCUCAGGAGGGCAAGAGCUGCUGCACUCAACAUUGUUCCUACCUCGACAGGGGCAGCGAAAGCUGUUGCUCUAGUCCUCCCUUCUCUUAAAGGAAAACUUAACGGGAUUGCACUGCGUGUGCCCACUCCAAAUGUUUCUGUUGUCGACCUCGUUGUCCAGGUUUCUAAAAAGACCUUUGCUGAAGAGGUGAAUGCUGCAUUCCGGGAAAGUGCUGAUAAGGAGCUCAACGGUAUCCUCUCUGUCUGCGAUGAGCCCCUCGUUUCAGUCGACUUUAGGUGCACUGACGUCUCCUCAACUGUUGACUCUUCAUUGACUAUGGUUAUGGGCGACGACAUGGUGAAGGUUAUUGCUUGGUAUGAUAACGAGUGGGGUUACUCUCAACGGGUUGUUGAUUUGGCUGACAUUGUUGCCAACAACUGGAAAUGAGCAUGGGUGGUUUUUGCUCUCUCCGAGCUAACCUCAUUUCUAGUUUACUUUCUGCAUUUCUGCUUGAUUUUUCCCUUAUUAAUUUGUAAUCAGAACAGGAAAAACCAUUUUCCAUUACCCGUCACCCAAUAAAUAUAUAUGCCACAAAACUAUGCAGAGCGAUAAAAGUUUCGAAA
This is a messenger RNA of Momordica charantia (bitter melon), 1471 nucleotides long. Its product is annotated as glyceraldehyde-3-phosphate dehydrogenase A, chloroplastic. Gene Ontology annotation, biological process: glucose metabolic process. The record is from RefSeq and is a predicted model, not a curated record. Gene Ontology annotation, molecular function: oxidoreductase activity, acting on the aldehyde or oxo group of donors, NAD or NADP as acceptor; NADP binding; NAD binding. NCBI's taxonomy places the organism in Eukaryota, Viridiplantae, Streptophyta, Magnoliopsida, Cucurbitales, Cucurbitaceae.